This is a messenger RNA of Diaporthe amygdali, 420 nucleotides long. Its product is annotated as 40S ribosomal protein S24. Gene Ontology annotation, biological process: translation. The transcript has 4 exons. Gene Ontology annotation, cellular component: ribosome. The record is from RefSeq and is a predicted model, not a curated record. The coding region runs from base 1 to 420 and encodes 139 amino acids. Gene Ontology annotation, molecular function: structural constituent of ribosome. Lineage: Eukaryota; Fungi; Ascomycota; Sordariomycetes; Diaporthales; Diaporthaceae.
AUGUCUGAGUCCAUCACGAUCCGCACGCGGCGGUUUAUCCGAAACCCCCUGCUUGGAAGAGUAUGUUCUCCCUCUCAGUCGCUAAAUUUGAGUGACAUCCUCCACCCUGGCCACGCUGGCAUCGCCAAGUCCGACCUCCGCGACCGCCUCUCCCAGCUGUACAAGGCUUCCGCUGAGCAGGUCAGCGUCUUCGGUCUGAGGACUCACUUCGGUGGUGGCAAGACUAGCGGAUUUGCGCUGGUCUACGACUCCCCCGAGGCCAUGAAGAAGUUCGAGCCACGACACCGCCUCGUCCGUGUCGGACUCGCCGUCAAGCCCGAGAGAGCUUCCCGCCAGCAGCGCAAGCAACGCAAGAACCGUAUGAAGACGCUCCGUGGUACCGCGAAGGUGAAGGGCGCAAAGGCCAAGAAGGACAAAUAA